CUCUCUGUCGGUCGGGAUUUCGGAACCACGGGAAAAUCACCGGAAAGGGCUUUGGUGAUAAAACCGCUCGCUUUGGGAGAGGAUACCACAUUAUAUGGUCACACAAACACGUAACGAGCUACUUUAUCCAGUAUUUCAUCAUGGCGGCUGAACUAUGAGGUGUUGUGUAGCUGCAGACGACUGAGUGAACCAUGGCACAGUUCCCCACCACAUUCACAGGUCCAGAUGUGUUUCUGAUCUCAGUGGAUGAGAGAGCCAAACAUGAUCAGCAGUUUCACAGCCUUUCUCCGACUGCCGGGGGUUACAUCACAGGUGACCAGGCCAAGAACUUCUUUCUUCAGUCAGGGCUGCCCCCUCCCAUCCUGGCCCAAAUCUGGGCUCUGGCUGACAUGAACAGUGAUGGCCGUAUGGACAUCCAUGAGUUCUCCAUUGCCAUGAAACUCAUCAAACUGAAACUCCAGGGGCACCCUCUGCCCCCUACGCUUCCUCCUAGUAUGAAACAACCCCCACUGCCUUUACCCCCACAGACUGGCUUCGGCAUGCCCCCCAUGGCUCCCAUCCCGACUCCCAUCCCAGCUCCUUUGCCAGGCGUGCCCCCGCUUCCCCUGCCCCCUCUCCCUGUUGGGGUGUCUCCCCCACUGGUCUCGUCUGCCCCACCACCCAUCCCCCAGCCCAUCGCCAACGGAGCUCCCCCCACAGGCAUGAUGCAGCCCAUCUCAGGCUUUUCCCACCCAGCUCCAUCUGUCAACAAGUCUUCUUCGUUUAAUCGUUCCAGUACCAAGUUGCAGAAGGGGCCAUCCUUUGACAUUGCUAGUAGUCAGCCCCCGUCUGAUUGGGCCGUUCCUCAGUCCUCAAGGCUGAAGUACAGACAGCUUUUUAACUCCCAUGACAAGAUGAUGAGUGGACACCUCACCGGUCCCCAGGCUCGUACUAUUCUGAUGCAGUCUAGUCUUCCUCAGAGUCAGCUGGCCACAAUAUGGAGUCUAUCAGAUAUUGACCAGGAUGGAAAGCUAACAGCUGAGGAGUUUAUCUUGGCCAUGCACCUCAUAGAUAUGGCUAUGUCAGGGUUACCGCUACCCCCUGUGUUACCACCAGAAUACCUCCCACCCACAUUCAGGCGUGUACGAAGCGACAGUGUUCAGUCGGACCAGAAGAGCGUCCAGGAGGAGGUGGAGGAGGAGACCGAGAGCAGCCAAGAAAAGAAACUACCAGUUACAUUUGAGGAUAAGAAGAGGGAGAACUUUGAGCGAGGAAACCUCGAGUUGGAGAAGAGACGUCAGGCUCUGCAGGAGCAGCAGAGGAAAGAACAGGAGAGACUGGCUGCGCUGGAGAGAGAGGAACAGGAGAGAAAGGAGCGUGAACGUCUAGAGCAGGAGAGGAGGCGACAACAGGAGCUAGAAAAACAGCUGGAGAAGCAGAGAGAGUUGGAGAGGCAGAGGGAAGAAGAAAGACGCAAAGAGAUAGAGAGAAGAGAGGCUGCUAAGCGUGAAUUGGAGCGCCAGCGUCAGCUGGAGUGGGAGCGUCAACGUCGGCAGGAGCUUCUAACUCAAAGAAACCGAGAGCAGGAGAGUAUAGUGCUGCUCAAAGCCAGGAAGAAGACCCUGGAGUUUGAACUGGAGGCUCUGAAUGAUAAGAAGACCCAGCUGGAGGGCAAACUGAAGGAUGUUCGGUUUCGUCUGUCAGCUCAGCGGAGAGAGGUGGAGCAGACCAAUCAGACCAGAGAAACACGCAUUGCUGAAAUCACCCUGCUACAGCAACAGCUGCAGGACUCCCAGCAGUGGCUAGGGAGGCUAAUUCCUGAUAAACAGAGUCUCAAUGACCAGUUAAAACAGGUUCAACAGAACAGCCUGCACCGUGACAGUCUGUCGUCCCUGCAGAAGGCUGUGGAGCAGAAGGAGACCAGCAGACAGCAGCUCAGAGAGCAGCUGGAUGCUGUGGAGAGAGAGACAAGGGCCAAAUUGCUGGAAAUAGACGCUUUUAACACCCAGCUGAAGUCUCUGUGUGAGUUCUAUGCCAACCACUGUGCCAGGAUAGAAGCCCUGCGACGCCAGCUUCAGGAGGAACAGAGAGGGAGACAGGAGCUGCGGGAGAUCCACAGCCGGCAGCAGAGACAGAAACAGAAGGAGCUGGAGGGGGACACACACACAUUGACACACACACACUCUCACAUACACACUCCGAGCGAGAGAAAGUCCGCUGAGCUGCAGGAGAGCAGGUUGCCAUUAGAGGAAGGUGUGGCCUGGAGGGAUGAAGCAGGAAGCUCUGUCCCUAAAGCUCCUAGCCCGGCCUCCGUCUCUGCACCCGACGCCUGGCUAAACAGAGUGACUCAGGAAGAGGAGGAGAGGAAGAGGAGAGGGAUGGAGGAAGAAGAGGAGGGUCGGAAGGGAGCACGAUCAGUAGAAGAGAAGGAGGACGAGGGAAGAGGCAAGAAGGACAUGCAGGAUAAACUAAACAAGCUGUUCAGCCAGUCGGCAGACCCCUGGGCUUCACCAGGUCAGCCGCCGCAGCAGCCGCAGCAGCCGCCGCAACAGCAGCAGCAGCAGCAGCAGCAGCAGCAGCAGCAGCCAGUGAAGGUGGUCUACUACAGGGCUCUAUAUCCAUUUGAUGCUCGCAGCCAUGAUGAGAUCAGUAUCACCCCUGGAGAUGUGAUCAUGGUGGAUGAGUCCCAAACAGGUGAACCUGGCUGGCUGGGGGGAGAGCUGAGGGGGAGGACUGGUUGGUUCCCAGCCAAUUAUGCGGAGCGGAUACCUGACAGCGAAGCACCGAUCAGCCUGCGUGCCACAGCCUCAGCCACGCCCACUUCUGCCCAGCAGCCGAUUUCCACGCCUCCUCCAGCGCCUGGACACACCUCCUCCUCCACAUCCUCUGCCAACAGUAACUGGGCCGACUUCAGCACCACUUGGCCCUCAAAUACAGCCAGCCAAUCAGACAGCGAGGGAUGGGACGCAUGGCCGACCUCCUCAACCAGUCAGAAUCCAUCACUCAGUGUUCCCUCGGCGCAGCUACGGCAGCGCUCCGCCUUCACACCUGCUACCAUGACGACCGGCUCCUCUCCUUCACCUGUGCUGGGACAGGGGGAGAAGGUCGAGGGUCUUCAGGCUCAGGCCUUAUAUCCCUGGAGAGCAAAGAAGGACAACCACCUCAACUUCAACAAAAACGAGAUAAUAACAGUGUUGGAGCAGCAGGACAUGUGGUGGUUAGGUGAACUGCAGACUGGACAGAGAGGCUGGUUCCCCAAAAGUUACGUCAAGCUUAUCUCCGCCACCAUGGUGGCCCCCGCAGGUGCCGCAGCUCGCAGCAAAAACACUAGUGAAUCUGGAGUAUCAGACAGCCCUCCCAAUGGAAAACGACCCUCCCCCUCCCCGACUAAACCUUCUGAGUCCGGAGAAGAGUACGUGGCCAUGUACACCUACGAGAGCAGCGAACAAGGCGACCUGAGUUUCCAGCAAGGCGAUAUCGUCAUGGUGACCAGGAAAGAAGGGGAUUGGUGGACAGGCAUGGUCGGGGGCAAGACUGGAGUCUUCCCGUCCAAUUACGUCAAACCUCGAGACUCAGCAUCGGAGUCACUGGGACCAGCAGGGAAGACGGGCAGCCUGGGAAAGAAACCAGAGAUCGCUCAGGUGAUCGCCCCCUACAGUGCCACAGGAGCAGAGCAGCUGACGUUAGCUCCUGGUCAACUCAUCCUCAUCAGGAAAAAGAACCCAGGGGGCUGGUGGGAGGGUGAGCUCCAGGCCCGGGGGAAAAAGCGCCAGAUAGGUUGGUUUCCAGCCAACUACGUGAAGCUUCUCAGCCCCAGCACCAGCAAGACAACGCCCACAGAGCCCACGCCUCCUAAACUGGCUCCUGCCAGCACAGCUCUGUGUCAGGUGAUCGGCAUGUACGACUACGUCGCCCAGAACGACGACGAGUUGGCCUUCCAGAAGGGUCAGGUGAUCACAGUGCUCAACAAGGACGACUGUGAUUGGUGGAAGGGAGAGCUCAACGGGAGGGAGGGUCUGUUUCCCAGCAACUAUGUCAAACUUACCACGGACACUGACCCGAGCACGCAGUGGUGUGCCGAUCUCCAUCUGCUGGACAUGCUGAGUCCCACGGAGAGGAAGAGGCAGGGCUACAUCCACGAGCUGAUCGUCACCGAGGAGAACUACGUCAACGACCUGCAGCUCGUCACGGAGAUUUUCCACAAACCCCUGCUGGAGUGCGAGCUGCUGACGGAGAAGGAGGUGGCCAUGAUCUUCGUCAACUGGAAGGAGCUCAUCAUGUGCAACAUCAAGCUGCUCAAGGCUCUGAGAGUGAGGAAGAAGAUGUCGGGGGAUCGGAUGCCGGUGAAGAUGAUCGGCGACAUCCUGACCAACCAGCUGCCUCACAUGCAGCCCUACAUCAGAUUCUGUUCGUGUCAGCUGAACGGGGCCACGCUGAUCCAGCAGAAAACCGACGACGACCCCGAGAUCAAAGAUUUCCUCAAGAGGUUAGCCAUGGAUCCCAGAUGUAAGGGGAUGCCUCUGUCCAGUUUUCUGCUGAAACCGAUGCAGAGAGUCACGCGCUACCCACUCAUCAUCAAGAACACCUUGGAAAACACUCCAGAGUCGCAUCCAGACCACAGCCAUCUGAAAGCUGCUCUGGAGAAAGCAGAGGAGCUGUGUUCACAGGUGAACGAGGGCGUCAGGGAGAAGGAAAACUCGGAUCGUCUGGAGUGGAUUCAGGCUCACGUUCAGUGUGAAGGCCUGUCGGAGCAACUGGUGUUCAACUCCGUCACCAACUGUCUGGGUCCCAGGAAGUUCCUCCACAGCGGGAAACUCUUUAAAGCCAAGAGCAGCAAAGAGCUCUACGGCUUCCUGUUCAACGACUUCCUGCUGCUGACGCAGGUGACCAAACCCCUGGGCUCGUCGGGCUCGGACAAGGUCUUUUCCUCCAAAACGCACCUGCAAUACCGCAUGUACAAGACGCCAAUCUUCCUAAAUGAGGUGUUAGUGAAGCUGCCAACGGACCCGUCGGGAGACGAACCUCUGUUCCACAUCUCUCACAUAGACAGAGUUUACACGCUCAGGGCGGAGAGCAUCAACGAAAGGACGGCGUGGGUUCAGAAAAUCAAGGCGGCUUCGGAACUCUUCAUUGAGACGGAGAAGAAGAAGAGGGAGAAGGCGUACCUGGUUCGUUCUCAGAGGGCCACGGGUAUCGGUCGACUGAUGGUCAACAUCGUGGAGGGCAUCGAGCUCAAACCCUGCCGCUCCCACGGAAAAAGCAACCCGUACUGUGAGGUGACCAUGGGUUCCCAGUGCCAUAUCACAAAAACAUUACAGGACACGUUGAACCCUAAGUGGAACUCGAAUUGUCAGUUUUUUAUAAAGGACUUGGAACAGGACGUCCUCUGUGUCACUGUGUUCGAGCGAGACCAGUUCUCACCUGACGACUUCCUGGGCAGGACGGAGAUCCGGUUGGCUGAAAUAAAGAAGGACCAGGGCUCUAAAGGACCAAUCACGAAGCGGUUGCUGCUCCACGAGGUUCCCACAGGAGAGAUUGUUGUCAGGCUGGACCUCCAGCUGUUUGAAGAACCAUAAAACCAGAGCAGGACCGUGCUGGACUGGACCGGACUGGACUGGACGGAAAAGGAACUAAGAGAUGCGAUGUGAACCCGGCCUGGACUGGACUGGCCUGGAUUCUCUCAGUUUGGUCUGGUGCAGCUUCUUAGUGCUUAUAAGCUGCUAGGGGGCUGAUUUUCCAUCAUUCCCUGACCGGUUUGACCGGGAAAAAAAAGCUAUUAAAUUUCAUUUUAUGUGGUAGAGAGGUCUUAAAAAGUCUUAAAUUGAAUCGGUGAACACUGCAGAGACCAAAAGCCCCUCAGGUUCCCUGUGUAGCAGUUCCUUUUAGGAAAUUCCAUUAAUCUGGGAAUUUGCAAAACUAUUGUAUAAUCUCAUCCCCCGUCCUACGUCAUUAGAUCAUCUUGCGGCCCCUUUCUUCGUGUCAAAAUAAAAAUUCUAACACCUUUAAUUUUUUUUAGUUUAUUUUGGGGAAAACAUGGUGCAUUUUCCUAAAUAAAAUAAAAUAAAAUAAAAUAAAUAAAGUUCAACAAAUUACCACAAAACUAACUGACAUACAGAUAAUCUGAUUUGGUUUUCUGGGGCCCGUUAAUCCAGCCUUGCGAGGGAAUAAUAAUGUACGAACACAUUUGUGGAAACACUGCAACUCUCCUCGCCGCCACGUUCGAUUAUUUAAAAAUGGACCGGCAUCCCGAGAAUCUAGCAAACUAUCAGUAGUAUUAGCAGUACCAGCAUUUACAUGCCAGUCAAUCAUUUAAAGCAAUACUGCAUCUAAAUGCAGACGACAGGGGGCAAUACGACGGAUUCUCCUCCAGCCAAAAGCGGUUUUGACCGGCCUGCAAAAAUUUUGAGCAUUUUUAGUUUUUUUUUUUGCGCCACAUUACUUCCGUGGAAAUUAAGUGGAACGAAGAGCUACACAUAUCAGUUUCACUGAGGCGAGGCACGUUCAUUUGUGUGUCACCUUCCAACAACAAGGUGAUUCAAAAUGCUUAACGUCGUCGACACCAAAAGAAAAGAAAGAUAAGACAAUAUAAAAGGACAAGACACGUUUAACUAGGACUUAAGAGAUGAAUUUUGUACCUAAACACCAUUUGUCUGCAGGUUCCGAAUCUCUUAAACUCGUCAAAUGUAUAUUCCAUGGCACAAAAGUCUUACACACAGUAUCUCUUUAUGUCUUAAAUUUUAUAUUUAAAAUUUAGUUUUACUGGUCUGAAAAAUGUUCGUGUAAUGGCCACAUGCUGAUAGGUUAACUAGCUCAGCACGAAUGAUGUUGUACUACCAAGGAAUGAAAAUCCCAGGCCUGUUUCUAUUCCGGUCCAGUCCAGUCCUCUUCCGUCCACCUUCGGUCUGGUCCGGUGCAGUAGUUGGUCCAGUCCAGUCCUCUUGGGGAUCAGCCGGGUCUUUACUGUUUUCACUCCCUUUGCUUGAUCAGACAGUCCCACAGACACUCCAGUGACAAUCCCAGCCCCCCUUCUUUGUCCCAACAAACCCAAACCCCUCUGUGUGUCUGUGUGUGUGUGUGUGUGUGUGUGUGUGUGUGUGUGUGUGUGUGUGUGUGUGUGUGUGUCUCAGAGAGUGAGACAGACUGCUGGUUUGAAUGCCUGUACGAAUGUCAAGGUGGACAGGCUAAUUAAUGGUACGGUUCAGUGUAUAUUUUUAUUUUUAUUUUUUACGUCGAGUCUUAAAACUCUCUCAGAGUCUUAAUAUCAACCCCUCGGGUUUUCAGCUCUGAGGUGCUGCAUGUGGAAAAAGGAACCUUUGACAUUUUGAAUUUCGGUCUGUUUUGACCUUCGCUGAACACUUGCAGCAUUAUCACAGAAACUGCUAAAUAUGUACGGGUUUAAUGAGAAAUGCUGAAAAUACUAAUAAGCUGAAACUAUAGAAAGACUUUACCCCAAUAUAUGACAAGUGUCCGGUGUACAUAAAUUACAGACAUGCCAAAAUGUCCCUUUUACAUUUGUCAGUUAUCAUAAUGUUGAUGAUAAAAUGGCAGCAGGUGUGAAAGCUAAUUUAAAUUGAGGUACUGUAACGAAGAAUGUCUUGAUUUUUUUUUUUUUCUUAUUUUUUUGAUGUGGGACGCACACGGGGGUUGUAGUUUUAGCUGAUUUUUGUCACACAUUCAGCCUCCGUUGUUUCGUUGCCACAGUGUGCGGGGAGCUGUCGCAGUGGCCGUCCCUAAGCAGGGGGUCGAAAAACCUGAAAGAGUCUGAGCCCGAGCAAGGCUCGGUGCAGGAAAUAACUUUGCUGCGCGUCGGCGCUCCCAGCACUUUUUAAAACGGACGCCCUCGCCGAUAUUAGAGCAGAGCAGGACGAGACCCGACUGACGUAUGCCACGCAGCGGCCAUUUUGAAUCGUCAAAGUAGGAAACGUAACCUGGAAGACUAAAAAAGAAGACUGCUGUUGUUCUUAUUGUCAAUAAAUUCCCGCGAAAGAUCAAAACCAGCAAUGUGUUAGUCCGUCUCUCCGUGCUCUCCGACUUCUCUGCCCUGUCUGUGGCUGUCAAGCCCAUUGGGUCCUACUGAAGACAUAUAUUUUUUAAAAAUGGCUCACAAAUACGUGGAUGUGUUUUUUGUCUUUUUAAAAAACAAGGCUCGGUAAUUUCCCCAAACAAACGGGCACCGUAGUUUUGAGAAAACGUAACUCAAACAGGAGGAAACCGUGCAUUUGCCGGGGACUAUUUUCAGCGGCGGAUGAAUCCACAUUUGUUGCUCCAGUGAGUAUUUGGGGCAACAACAGGGACCGAGUCAAAAUGAAUUACAGCGUGUGUUCAUGGUAACGAGGGAACAUGUCACCCGGUGCAACGCUGUGGCUCACUGAUGUGUUUUCAAUAGUUUUUGGACAACAAAGGGGCUCGGUGGCUCAAAGAUAUAUCAGGCUUUGGAUACACACGAAAUACCUGUUACUAGGAUAUAUUCACUGUUGGUUUUGGUCUUUUCACGAGAAUUGUUGAGAAUAAGCAAAUUAUAGAAUAUCACCAGAACUGUCCGUUCAACAUACGAAUGAGUUGUCAUAUCGCAGAGUUCCCACUUGUUAUGGAGAAAGCUGAGAAAGCUGGAAACUGUUCCGUGGUCCAUUGUUUUUCUGGAUGGAGAAAAAUGCAGUGAAAGAAAACAAACAGAGAAUCAGUCGUUCAGUAUUGUUAUUUCAGUUUCCCAUCUAACUUUCCCCUUGACUGCAGAAUCAAAAGCUUCAAAUCGGACGCUAACGCGUUUUUUUUCUGCACUACUUGUGUUUUUUUUUUUUUUUACAUCAGGCCUCUACAGUUAUCGCAGUAAUAGAAAAGUCGAUGUGAUUCAAAAGAAAAAGGGAUUCAGGCUAGCCCUGUAGUUGUAGUACAAAUUGUUGUUGUCCUCUAAUUACAGAGCCGUGGACUAACGCCCAUGUUUUAAAGGAGACUUCCACAGGGUGGAAUUUGUAAUGUCAUUGAAAAUGUCCUUGGAAAUGUCCUGGAAAAUUAUUUCUUGAAAAGAGUAGGAACCCUGCAUGAGCUCGCAGUUGUGAGGACCUCUGCUACGACUGCUUAAAUUGGCAAGGAAAUUGGCUAGCUAGUUAGCAACAGCCUGCUAUAGUCUGGACUGUGGCACCCUUCUGUAGCAAGCUAUUGAACAUUGUUAAAACGGGAACUAAUUCCUCCAGUUUUUGAGAUCAGAUCGCUUCCUAUUUGUUUAGAGAGAGGAAUAUUAAAUUCUUCGAAUAACGAAAUGUUUGUAUUGCUGUCAUAGCUGCUGCGUAUUUCCAGUGCCUUCACGUGGGUGUUGUGUUAGCUAGUUCAUGAGAUGGUGCCAAACAAAAGCCUGCACAAGUUGUAGUUUGACAUUUUUGUAAAAUAGUGGGGUCAAAUUACGUUUAUCACCUGUCGCUUUUCUUGUUCUUUGACAUAAAAAAAAAAACGAC
This is a messenger RNA of Xiphias gladius (swordfish), 9428 nucleotides long. It is a transcript of the gene itsn1, whose product is annotated as intersectin 1 (SH3 domain protein). Gene Ontology annotation, molecular function: protein binding; guanyl-nucleotide exchange factor activity; calcium ion binding. The record is from RefSeq and is a predicted model, not a curated record. Bases 192 to 5555 code for a protein of 1787 amino acids. Gene Ontology annotation, biological process: positive regulation of Rho protein signal transduction. The transcript has 46 exons. Lineage: Eukaryota; Metazoa; Chordata; Actinopteri; Istiophoriformes; Xiphiidae.